This is a messenger RNA of Durusdinium trenchii, 951 nucleotides long. The record is from the annotation of a GenBank genome assembly. NCBI's taxonomy places the organism in Eukaryota, Dinophyceae, Suessiales, Symbiodiniaceae.
AUGGAUUCCGUCUUACGUGGAAAGCUCGCUGAGCAGAUGAGCAGAGCGGAGAAUGAGGCAUUGCUGGCUGGAAUGGAAAACACUUACCAGUUGCUAAGGCAGAGUGGUUUGAUGUAUACCAUUCAGAUAUCCCCAGCUUUCGUCGGCUGCCAUCCUCAGAACAGAGAUGGAAUCGGCGUGGACCAGCAACAUGUCCAUUCUUUGGUGGACAAGUUCCAAGAGUCUGGCUUCGUGAGCUCCGCUGGGCGCUAUAUGGCCGUGGAAGUGGAGCCUGUAAAUAACACUGUGAAGGAUUUCAACGAGGAAAUGGUUGCCAAGAGCAACGGCCAGCUCGCACCCAUCAAGGACACCUUGAAAUACGCCUCCAUCAGCGGCUCGCAUUCCAAUCAGGCUCUUCGCCUGUGGCACUAUGCGUGCCAGCACAAUGGCAAGCCGCUAUCCAUCGACGCCUUGCGCGUUGAUGAUGCGGCGUACGCAGAGUGCGCUUCAAGUGGGGUAAUGUGGCAGGUCAUUGACCACGCAGUGGUCCAAGCAUUCCCACAGUUUGUGGGUCUCUGCCAAGCAGCCUGCAACAGUGUGCAACAAGUGUCCCAGGUCGAGACGGAGUUUCAGCUCAUGCACCGGCUGAGGCAACACGUGGGGGCAAAGGGAGAGCUUCCCCCAUAUGCUGACAUCGCCCCAAGCAUCUUAAGGUCGCAUCCACCCAACCCGGACGUGCUGCCUUAUGUCUACAAGUUCAUGAGCAGGUUUGGAGAAGCCUCAAUGAUGAAGAACACUGAGUCCUUCGUGGCCGCGUUCGGCUCAGUGAAAAACCAAUUGGGGGCAAGUGUCUGGGAUGCAUUGUCACUGGACACCAGGCACAACAAUGAGGAUUUGGUUCUUUGGCGCCAGGCGUUGCUGAAAACUAUGAUGACCUGCAAUGACCGAGUGGUUUCCGUGGGAGACAUCUAG